Messenger RNA from Amborella trichopoda, 2590 nucleotides. NCBI's taxonomy places the organism in Eukaryota, Viridiplantae, Streptophyta, Magnoliopsida, Amborellales, Amborellaceae. The record is from RefSeq and is a predicted model, not a curated record.
GUAAGAGACAGUGGAGUAAUGUUCAGAGAGAAACAGAGUGAGGUUGAUUGGCUUGGUAUGCGCUGCCAUGGUGAGAGAGGGGAGAGAGAGGGGUUUGGUUUGGUACGCAAUGCAUUCCGUGAAAGGGAAAAAGAAGGGGUUAGUGGGAAAAGGGUCACCUUAAUGGCGGUUGUUGGGGUGUCAAAAAUGGAAAAGAGACGAUUACUCUUUGUCACGAACAGAGAAAGCAAAACUUUCCCCAACUUUUUCACACGUUCUCCGCCAUCCCAUCCUUCUCUCUCUCACUCUCUCUCUCACGGCUGCUCUAAAGGAGAAAAGCAAGCAACAUUACGAUGGAGCCACCACCCACUUCUCCCCUUUUAAUCCUUCCUCGGACUUUGGGUCCUUUCACAUGCAUGGGUAGGUGGCAUGGCAUAAGAGGUGGUGUCAUUUUUCCUCAUUUCGCCGCUCUUCCUCACAGGUUUUACUUUCGCUCUCCUCUUUUAAUACCCAUUCCCUCCCUCCCUGGUAAGUUCUGCUCUCUUAACCUUUUUCUCCUCCUUUCUCUUGCUUUAUUUUUGAACCCAACAUUCAGAUUUUUCUCGGCAUUCAUAGCACACCCCAAUAUUUUUAAUUCAGAUAGUUAUUCAGUUCCAUCAUGGUUUUAAAUUACCUGGUCUGUUUACUAUUUAAAACUGUUAGCUAUAUCAAAAACUUUGCAACUUGUAGCUUAUGAAGUCUACUGAUUGAUGAAUGUUCUUUUUUUUUUUUUUUUUUUUUUUUUUUUUCUUUUUUUUUUUAAAAAAAGUUUUGCAAACAUAGUUUCUCAUCUAAUCUUAAAAUAGUGAAAUAACGCUGUUCGCCCUUUGUUUGUGUUUCACCAAUGGUUAUCUAAUGUCUGCAAGGAAUAUGGUGGUGGAUAUAUUGUGAUAGAAGCAGAAAUUUUGGUUGCCUUUUCUUUCUUUUUCACAUCAGUUACGAAGUACACUACCUUUUGCUACAUGUUUCUUAAAUUUUGAUAGUAUGUUUGGUAUGCGAGCACAGGAUUCGAACUUGUGAGCUGGAAGUUGAGAAAGAGGGCUUGAUGGAUUGAAAUCCAUGUUUAUUUUCUGGAGAAAAAACUAUAUCUAAUUUUACUGUAUUAACUUUUUUCUAUAAAAUAUUUGUGUAGUUAUUGUCACUGGCAGGGAAUGAAGGCAUCGGCACAUGCAUACAUGUUUUACUCCAUGAAUAGAGCAUUUUUGGCAUUGGCUUUUGCCAAGGAAUGACUAGCUUGUGAGAUUAUUGAGAGCUGCCUAUCUAAUAAUAAGCAUGGCUAAUCCUCGAAUAUUGGCAUUCUACAUCACAAUCUGUUGUGUGUCCUUUGUUAUAUCCAAGAUUGUAAUUUCAGUCCUCCUAUACUGGAGAUGGUCCAGAAAAAAGCAGGUUUUUGAGGAUAGUACCUCAGGUGGGAAGAUGGUAAUGUUCAGGUCUCCAGUGAUACAAUCACUCACCUCGGAGGUCUUUCUCAAGAAGACAAUGAAGUUGUCCAACAAGGACAUUAUCGGGUUUGGCGGCUUUGCAACAGUUUACAAACUGGUCAUAGAUGAUUCUACUGCUUUUGCAGUCAAGAAGCUGAACCGUAGUAGCCUUGGUAGGGACACUGGAUUUGAAAGAGAGCUCGAGGCAAUGGGAGACAUAAAACAUAGAAAUAUUGUUACUCUUCAUGGCUACUAUACAGCCCCUCAAUUCAAUCUUUUGAUAUGUGAGCUUAUGCCCAAUGGAAGCUUGGAUGCGCAUCUUCAUGGAAAAGUAUCUGAGAGAAAGAUUCUGCAUUGGCCUUUGAGGUAUAAAAUCGCAAUGGGUGCUGCUCGAGGCAUAGCCUACCUUCAUCAUGAUUGCAUUCCACAUAUUAUUCAUAGAGACAUAAAGUCCAGCAACAUCUUGUUAGACAAAAACAUGGAGGCCCGGGUUUCUGACUUUGGACUUGCCACAUUGAUGAAACCUGAUCAGACACAUGUUUCAACAUGUGUUGCAGGGACAUUCGGUUAUUUAGCUCCCGUGACAGGCAUCUUGUUUGCAGAAUAUAUUGAUACUGGAAGGGCAACAGAAAAAGGAGACGUAUACAGCUAUGGGGUCCUCUUACUGGAGAUAUUAACUGGGAAAAGACCCACGGAUGAGACAUUUAUUGAGCAUGGCUCCAAACUAGUGAACUGGGUGAAAGCAGUGGUGGAAGAGGGGAGAGAGGUAGAUGUGGUUGACAGAGAACUGGUAAAUGUUUCCAUCGAGGAGAUUAAAAGUGUUUUCGGUAUUGUUAUCAAGUGUUUGGAUCAAGACCCCUCCAAAAGACCAACCAUGGGUGAGGUUGUCAAGAACCUUGAACAGGGAAAAUUAGUUUUAGAGGUCUGUACUUAAAUUUCUAUUCUUUCAUGUAGGUGGUGAUCAUUUAGAAGGAUUGAAGACCCAGCAGAAUGAAUAGUGAUCACCAGAUCCUCAUGUUUGUCCUGGAAAUAUAGCGUUUGAAAGAGGAUAAUAGGCAAUUUCAUUGUUAAUGUACUUAUCUUUAAACGAAAAUUCUAUAACAUUAAGUUAUUGAACAAAUAAAGUUAAAGGGAAGAAGCUUUUUUAAAAA